Molecule: messenger RNA, 1551 nt
Organism: Capsicum annuum
Lineage: Eukaryota; Viridiplantae; Streptophyta; Magnoliopsida; Solanales; Solanaceae
Product: exportin-2-like
Exons: 2
Coding region: 377-982 (201 amino acids)
Biological process (GO): protein import into nucleus; protein export from nucleus
Cellular component (GO): nuclear envelope; cytosol
Molecular function (GO): nuclear export signal receptor activity; small GTPase binding
Source: RefSeq, a predicted model, not a curated record
AGUAGGCUUUCCUCGUUUUGAGCACGCUUUCCUUUUUUAUCUUUUUUUUUGAGUGCACUCACCUUCUCUCUACUAUUUCCCUUCAUUUUUAAUUCUUUCCUUAUGCAUCUCAGCUUGUUGAGUUGAAUAGACCUCCUGUAUCUGAGAACUACGUGCACAUUUUUGAGAUUCUCCUUUUACCUGAUUGAUAGAAAAAGUCCGCAAAUGUUCCAGCUCUUGUCGGAAGGCACCCCAUGAGCUUAACCAGUAGGGUAGGCUUUCUAAUGUUUUGGGUAUUUUCUGUACACUGAUUUCAUCUCCCAGCACAGAUGACCAAGGUUUUUAUGUGCUCAACGCGGUUAUUGAAAAUCUUGGGUAUGAUGUAAUAUCACCUUUUAUGGGCCACAUUUGGGUUUCACUUUUUAAUUGGCUGCAACAGGGCAGAAAAGGGAAGUUUCUGAAGAAUCUUGUGAUAUUUAUGUCUCUUUUCUUGGUCAAGCACGGGUUACAGAAUCUCGUGGUUUCAAUGAAUGCUGUUCCGAAGGGUGUAUUUCAGACCAUUGUGGAGCAAUUUUGGGUGCCUAACCUCAAGCUAAUCACAGGAUCUGUUGAACUCAAGCUGACUUCAGUUGCUUCAACCAAACUAAUAUGUGAAUCUUCAACAUUAUUGGAUUCCAAGGUUCGGGGAAAAAUGCUCAACAGUUUUGUUACUCUUCUCUCUAGACCAGAGGAAGAGAGAGUAUUGGAGGAGCCAGAUGUUCCAGACUUUGGGGAGACUGUGGGUUAUAAUGCUACUUUCGUUCAUCUUUAUAAUGCUGGGAAGAAAGAAGAGGACCCUUUGAAGGAAGUGAAUUAUCCAAAGCAAUAUUUGGUGGCUUCCUUGGCGAAUCUUGCUGCUCUUUCCCCUGGAACAUAUCCACAGCUUAUUAGAGAAAAUCUUGAGGCAGCAAAUCAAGCAGCACUUCUUCAGCUCUGCAGCUCCUAUAAUCUCUCAAUAGUUUGAGAAGAAUCAUGCGGUGGACCUGUGGUCAAGAAGAUCAGUUCGUUGGGUACUCCGAAAUCUGUUUUUUCCCAUCCUUGCACGUCUCUGAUUAUGCUGCUUAUGGAUCUGAUGAAGCAUGUAGCUCUUGUCUAUCUGAUAGCGAACAGUCGAUCUAGUUUGCAGGUCGUCUGUUUCUGUUGUGGAAUUGGCAUUGUGCUUCCAGUUUUCCUUCUUCAAUCUUCCUGUCGACAGUGGCAGUAGGUCUUCUUUUUCUUUUUUGGGGCCGAGCAUUCGGGCCUCUAGCCUCUAUUGCCACAGACAUUUUGGUCAAUGAGUCUUCUUUUUCUUUUUUGGGUGGUGGGUGGGGGGUGGUGGGUGAGUGUCCGAGCAUGCGGUCCUCUUAGUCAUGAUGGGAGUUAGUCAUGGGUUUGCUUCAUUCAGGAUUCGAUAUGUUAAUGUGGUCAAGUAAAAAAGAAUUGGUCAAACGCCUAUAACAUUUGGGAUUGAGCUGUUGUCAUGGUCAUUUUGAUGCCUUGUGCUGUUAAAUUUUGUGCUCAUUGCAUCUUCAAUGGAAUAUAAUAAUUGCUAAA